This is a messenger RNA of Ectocarpus siliculosus, 2085 nucleotides long. NCBI's taxonomy places the organism in Eukaryota, Phaeophyceae, Ectocarpales, Ectocarpaceae. The record is from the annotation of a GenBank genome assembly.
AUGAAGGGAUAUUUCGACGACUCCGAUGAGGAAGACAACUCUGCAUCGAAGAGCACCCUUUCGAGGUGGUGGAGUCUGCCAACAUCGGGAAGACGGCCCCCAAGCCCGACUUCCUGGACGAGGCGGAGCAGGGGGACGGCCGCCUCAAGGAGGAAGGGGAGGCGCAGUCGGGAGAGAGCGAGGAGGAGGCCCCCCAACCCGAAUUUCUGGGAGGGGGGGGAGCGGGGGGAGGCCCCCCUAAAGGAGAAAGGGGGGGCCCAUUGGGGAGAGAGGGAGGAGGAAGAAGGCGGCGAAGGUUCUUCUUGGACCGGUCCCGUCGACGGCGACGGGUUCCCCGUUGGCAGGGUGCCCGACGAGAAGAAGAAGAUCGAGGCACUCCCGCCGGUCGACCAUUCACAAAUAGAGUACGAGCCCUUCCGCAAGGUUUUCUACGAGCUGCACCCGGACAUGGCCAGGCUCAACGCCUGGGAGGUCAAGCAACUCCGCAACGAGCUCCAGGUUUCGGUGGAGGCCGGCAAGCAGAGGAACGACACCGGCGUCCCCGCCCCCGUGCAGUCCUUCAAGCACGCCGGCUUCGACGACCUCUUGCUGUCCGAGGUUGUCCGGCAGGGCUUCGAGGCUCCCACGCCGAUCCAGGCACAGGCCUUGCCCGUCGUCAUGUCGGGGAGAGACAUGAUCGGCGUGGCGCAGACCGGGUCGGGCAAGACCCUGGCGUUCGUGUGGCCGUCCCUAGUGCACCUCAUGGACCAGAGGGAGAUCGUCAGGGGUCAGGAAGGCCCAAUCGUGGUCAUCCUGGCGCCAACAAGGGAGCUCGCCGGUCAGAUAUACUCGGAGGCCAACAAGUUCGCCAAGAGGUACGGGUGCAAGGUGUGCGCCGUCUACGGCGGUGCUGGUAAGUGGGAGAUGCAGAAGGCCCUCAAGGAAGGGCCCGAGAUCGUCGUGGCCACCCCUGGCCGCAUGAUCGAGAUGAUCAAGCUCAAGUCCACCAACAUGCGGAGGUGCACCAUGAUGAUUUUGGACGAGGCCGACCGUAUGUUCGACAUGGGCUUCGAGUACCAGAUGCGGUCCAUCGUGGCGCAGACAAGGCCCGACAGGCAGACGCUCAUGUUUAGCGCCACCUUCAAGAGACGGGUUCAGCAACUGGCGAGUGACAUCCUCGACGACCCCGUACACGUCCACAUCGGCGGUUUCAACCUCACGGCCAACGAAGACAUCCACCAGGUGGUGCACGUGCUCUCGGGAGACGCCCUCAAGUGGAAAUGGUUCAGCGACAAUGUUCCCGCCUUCGUGGCAAAGGGGAAGGUGCUGGUUUUCGUGUCGAGUAAGCAGGGGUGCGAAGACUUGUGCAAGUCUCUCAACAAGCACACAUCCCUUGAGGCCGGGGCCAUUCACGGGGACAGGGACCAGACAGAUAGGGAGAAAACGUUGCGGGCUUUCAAGCAAGGCCUGAUGCCCAUCCUGGUCGGCACAGACGUGGCGUCAAGGAUGGGCAAAGACGGCGUCCACCCGGGCACCGCCUACACCCUCGUAACUCCCAAGCAGGCUUCUUUCGCGGGGGACCUCGCUUACCAUUUGGAGUCCGCCAAGCAAGCCGUCCCUAAGGAGCUGGAGGCUUUGGCCAAGCAGGGGGGAGGGCGACGAGGCGGUGGUGGUGGCGGCUUCGGGGGAGGAGGGGGCGGCGGCGGCGGGCGCGGUCGGCAAGGCGGAGGAAUUGGGUUCGUCGCUGGAAAAGGCAACAGCAGCGGUAGCGGGGGCGGGGGCGGCGGGAAGUUCGGCCCCCCGGCGGGGCCGGCGCUUACCUCCGCCGCCGCGGCAGCCGCAACCAAGGGGACCGCCGCCGCUCACAUGCAGCUGCCGCCCUCUCUAAAGCUGAUGGCAGCUAGCGUGGGAGGGGGGGCGACGGCGGCGGCGGCGGCGGCGGCGGCGGGGGGAUCCAGUAAAGGGAGGGUGCACAACCCGAUAGAAGACUCGUAUGAUACCAAGGCGCCGUGGAGCCCGGGGUCUAAGCCGGCGUCGGAGCCGGGCUCGCCGGCCGCGGGAGCGGCGGCAGGGGGGGGUUCGAACGUGCGGCGCGGGUUGUGGUGA